Messenger RNA from Colletotrichum abscissum, 9333 nucleotides. RefSeq lists its product as uncharacterized. Gene Ontology annotation, molecular function: cysteine-type deubiquitinase activity; K63-linked polyubiquitin modification-dependent protein binding. Lineage: Eukaryota; Fungi; Ascomycota; Sordariomycetes; Glomerellales; Glomerellaceae. The record is from RefSeq and is a predicted model, not a curated record. Gene Ontology annotation, cellular component: cytoplasm; nucleus. Gene Ontology annotation, biological process: protein deubiquitination involved in ubiquitin-dependent protein catabolic process. The transcript has 3 exons. Bases 1 to 9333 code for a protein of 3110 amino acids.
AUGGCCGCCCGCAAAGCCCAGGAUACUUCUCUUUACCUCGCUCGUCACAUUUUUCUUCCCUCUCAACUCCCACAGUCUGAUGACUCCGCUCAUGACAACGAUAUCGCCCUUUUGCGGUGCGUUUAUAACGCUCUGGGCAAAUUUAAGAGCCACGUCACAGAAUCUCAGCAGGAACCCGUCGCCUUGGUCACGGGCAUGGUGCAUAAGAUGCUCACCGCUCAUAAGCCUUUGGGUGGGAGAACAGCCGUUGAUGAAGCAAAACUUGCUGAGGUUCUGCGCCACGUGUUGGAUGCGCCUGGCUCAGUCGGUGUUCACAUCAGAGAGCAGAACGCGGGCGUCCUGAUCAGCCGAGUUGAUUCAACACUCAGGGUGGAAGCCUUUGAACUGUCGGCCUGCAAUAAAGAUGUCACCACGACCGCCGGACGUUUGCGCCGUACUUUCCCCGGGACUGCUGUCUCUAUCAGUCUCGAGAAUGCUCGGGAGGACGGGUUCAUCACCACCCUGGCAGCCACAUUGAGUAAAAUGACUACACAGCCCUCCGCCGAGACCAAGCCCAAGGCCAAGAAGGCCGGGCAACUCCAGGACGAGAAUCGCGAUACAACUCAUCCAAAAAUGGUCACAGAGCUACUGCACGCAUUUCUCCUAGCUGUCGGUCAGCCUACAGCGUCCGACAGAAUCUGCAAGAACACUCGAGAAGAAGUCUUGUGGCGGCAGGCUUGUCUUCCCUGGCGCAGGUCGCCAAUGUGGAUGCUCAUCCGUGUAGCCCUCCAGUUGUCGUUCAUCCGUUUGGCUGGGUCCCCCCAGUACGGCGUCAAAACCUACAAGCUGUUCAUGGUUUUCCUCAUGGCCGAUGUUCUUCAGAAAGCCCUGGAUGAUGGCCUGGACUCAGAUAUACUGUACUCAAUGACGGCCAAGUGCUCCAGGAGACUUCUCAAGAUUGGACUGGAGACUCACAACAGUGCCCUUGACUAUGUCCACAAUCAGAUGCAUUACGCAAAUAGCUUUCUCCGGGAGCGGUGGGCGGUAAUUCGGAACAAGACGUUAAUCGAUUUGACGAAUCAUUUUUCUAGCCUCAAGACUAUCGACUUUUCGCAGGACAUCGUCAUCGCUCUUCCCGGUCUCGAUGGCUUUCUUGAUUCCAUCAGAAGUCGUCAGGUCGUGGAUGAUAGCCGUGUUUUCAUUCCGUCAUGGAGACUGACCAAGUAUGACAGUCAAUCGUUACCGAGGUCCAUUGAUCCGUCUGAUUCGGAUCAUCUGCCACUGACCCUCGUGGCUUUUGAGACUUGGGUAGAAAUGCACCUCGAGCAUUGGAUGUCUUCACAGCUAGCCGAAGACUAUCUCAACACCUGCCUCCAGCUACGGCAUCUUAUCGAGAGUUAUCACAACGCAGCAAGCAGCAUGUACUGUGGAAACCCGGAGACGACGUCCAUCAUGUUGCUUACCAUACUGGAACUUUGGGUGGCGUGCGACAAAGCAGCAGUAACCGCACAUCCUCUGCUGGCUGAUUACGACCCUGGAAUUCCUCGAGGCUUGUUCCAGAACUUCUUGCUGCCGUCGAGAAGACAGAUGAAAAGAAUAUUCGAAAUCGAGCGGUAUCUAGUCGAUCGCUCCAGCAGGUCCAAUUCCCGGUUGUCAGCUUUCCACAUUUACAAAUCUUUUGGUGCAUCCGACAGUUUCUCCCUGCGAUACUUUCAACAGUCCACUCGGCAUCAAAACCUCUUGCUUCUUAUUGAAGCCGACGCAACCGAGAAACGAGAAGCCAAACGCUGCGAACUAAAGCGCGUGCAGGACAGAUACAAAGCUCUCAUGAAGAAGUACGGCGAAAGCGAAUGUACCUAUGUCGACAAUUUGGACCAUUACAGUGGCAUCUAUUACCAGGAGCAUAGCGAAUGCUGCACUAGAUGCGGAUACCAGAAAGAGGCCCAAAGUCUUCGAAUCUAUGUUCACGAAUGGCCGCUUCCAAGGCAGGAUCUCCAAAAGAAGUCGGUUGUCUUCGAACUUGAACUCCCGCAAACAUUUGGCUACUGGCGAGAAGCUAGUUUUUAUGUCCUUCUCGACGUUCUCAAGGUACAACAUGCCAACCUCCGACGGCCGCAGUCUCAGCACUCACUGCGCAAAUACGAUGCACUCCGGCCAUACCAUCAAGCGAGAGUUGUGUCGCAAAAUGUCCAGCUCCUAUCGGAAACGAAGCCCAAUGUUGUCGUCCACCGAAACCCAGUCGUUGUGACUUCGGCCACUGAAGCAAACGUGCUUCUCAACAAUGGGCUACAAUUCAUGUACCACGACGAGAGGAGAUCUUGCUUCAUCCAAGACCUCUCGGUGACGGACAAAAUUCCACACAGCUGUACAUACAGAUUGCCACACUGUUCAGCGUUUCUGCAAAAAUUUAUCUUCCGACCCGCGGCUGAACCGUGCGGCCCUCCGCCGAACUUGGUCAUCGCCACCCAGAGUGCCUGUCCAAAAGAGAUGACCGUAGAGGAGUACAAAGCUGUGGCGUCUAUUCCAUUAGGUGUCAAUAUUCAGUACCAAAACAUCCUUGUUCAGCUGUUCUCGCCGAUGGUAGAUUUCAAGAAGUGGGAAGUCACGUUGACGAUUUGGCAGUGCAUUUACCAAGCCGGUCCGGGUAGUGGACAUGUUGCGAGGGCCGCGCACGAUAUCUGCGAGGAUGAGCAAUUUGCCAGCAAGCUUCUCGAAGGCAUCACCGACGCAACACAACGCUUCGAACAGAAUUGGCAAUCAUCGGCAGCACUCGCCACCCUGAUUUCACUAGCUUGCCGGCUGCUCACACUCACUCGAUCUGUCGCAAUUGAAACUCAGUGUCUUGACUACUUGCGCAAAGCCAGGAAGAUCACCUUUCAGUGGGCUUUGGCUCUAAGGGAGAAAGCUCAAAAGUGCCUUGAUGACGACGAGAAGAUCUCUCUCCAACGCAGGGCUUUGGAAGCGUUUUUAAUUUCCUCCGACAGCUUCAACACGGACGCCAACCGCCAGCAAAGCGCUCUGUCGCAAAUGGAAGAAGCCUGCUUGUACCUUCAAUGUGCUAUCUACAUACAAGAGUAUUCGGAGUCGCUACUCAGUUCCCUUGAUGCCACGAUAGGAGGUCUUCACGCUCGUUGGCAACGAACCUUACAUCAUUGCUAUCAGUACCUGGCGACGGCGGACAACGUUGGCGCUGCUCUCGACCAUGCAAUUCUCGCUUCAUGGCCAGCAUAUCGCUCAAGUGGUGUUUGGACUAUACUCUCAGACGACCAUGACCACUGGCUCGCGAGCACCACCGUUUCUCCGAACGCUCAAUCUGUUCAUUUCAGCCUGGUCACUGGCGAGUUCCUUGUCGACGGGGUGCCUUUGGACCAUCUUCCGGCGGAGUACCUAAAGCAUCCGGCGUAUCAUACACUUUUUGGCCGACUGUCCCUUGAUAUCAUGCCUAGUUCCAUUCCCGGAAUGCAGUACUCCUGUACAGCAUUCUACGCUGGGCACAAGGUUCACGUGUCUCUUGGGGGCUCACGGACGUCUGCUGCAUCGACGCUGGAUCUUCUGGUGCACUCGAGUCAAAAUCAAACGAAAUAUGAUCUAGUUCCAUCUCGUCACCUUCGAUGGAGUUUCCCACGUUCGUUCUUAGAGAAACACGUUCACUGGUACAAUCAUAAUGAGGAUUGUGUCGAGUUCUGCGACAGCCGCACUCCAUGGCGCCAUGCGACGUCGAACUGGAAGCUGAGGCGCACUCAAAACGGCCGUGACUGGUCCCUUCACCGAGGCGAGGACGUCCUAAUUGGCAUUAACAAAGAAUCGUCUCUGCUUUUAGCCAGUAUACUCGAGCCACUUGAGGACAGGGACUGGAUUCAUGUCAUACAACGCAACUCGAAUGCAAUCUUCAUUGAUCUUCCCCGUACCGGUCUGGAGUUCACGCUGGUACCAGGGACAUCAGCCAUGGUAUCGAAGCAAUACCGUGGAAUGGUGAUCGACUCUCUACAGUCAAUCGGUUCUUUGAUAGGGAUGCGUGAUAAGCUGGUCUUGCGCGCCAGCCAGUCUCUCGACACCUGCCUUACCCCGCGCCGCCGGGUGUUGGUCAUGGACGGAAACGUAUCUCACGUUGCUACGGCAGAACAUGUUCAAGUCCGCAUCGCAAAGGACUCCCACCGCAAGGUACACACGUAUGACGUUGACGAGCAGCUUGGCCGAUUAGUGAGCAACGGAAGCCUGCAGAGCAAGCUUUUUCUCGCCUAUCUCCAUGCUCUGACUUCAUUCUGUCUGCCGGAUCCGCUCACGAGAAGGACUGGGACUGAGGAAGCUUUAAACAUCCUCGGCUCGGCUUCCACGAGAUCGUUUGAUUGUCUAAGCCACGAGAACGUGCAGCUUCUCUCUUUUAUUGCCAAGUUGACGCCCGGGAGGUCCUACUAUCCCGCCCAUGAGCGGGUCAUGCAGACCGUACACUGGGAUCAGGGGCUGAGUUUCCUGUCACAGCACGGCCUCUUCCUUGGCCGUGUGCGCUCAAUUUUCGAUCACGCAUCCAGAUCAGAGUUCUUAUACCCGGAACGAUAUGUCAAACCUCCAGCCUUGGACCACGCCGACGCACAUCUUCUUGAUAGGGACAAUAUUCGAUCGUCCACAUUUCGGAUCUCUGACUUUGGGGCGGAACUGCAUUGCAUAACGAAAGACAAAGACUACGAACCCCGAGAUCGAUCUGUCACUUCCUCGAGCUCAAAAUCUCACUCUGUAGCGCGCAUGGUCUUCUUCAACCAACCUGCGCUAUUUCAGUCUCUUCCGCCGAGCUUUGGAAGCCAUCUCUGGGACUAUUUGAAACAGACCUCGGAGGUUUCCUACCGGAGUGGCACAUCUGUCAUCGCCGAGAUUGCCUACGAUUCUGGUCUGCUGCUGGAAUCAACAGGAUUCAUCGCCAAGAACUGGAUCGAUCUUCACCGAGAUGUCAUACCAGGAGUUUGCAAGUUUAAAUUGAUGAUCUGGCUGGCGACACUAGCCUUCGCAACAAGCGCGAACAUAGGAGUUAUUCAGACUCUCGCGUCCUUCCGUACCUCUCCGCAGGCAAUGCAGGUGUCGUCCCCCGCUGGCAAUAAUUUCCAACUCUCCAAAGGCGCCAAAGUCGACUCCGCAAUGUUGCAGAAGGUCAUCCUGUCGGGCGCUGUUCCAUACAACAGUAGCCCAGAGGCCAACCUGGCCAGGAAUUCAUACGAAUCCUCAAGCGCCUAUGACCAACGGCGAUCGAGUCAAUUCAAGUCCAAGCGUCAAAUGGCAGUGAACACUCUGGUAUCUUGCCUGCGGUCCCAAUGGCCAUGCAAAGUGCCCGAAAUUCCGUUGGCCCAUCAGAAUCAGAACCUGUGGCGAACUUACAUAAGGGUCAACCAUGUUCUUCCGGCUAUCAAGACGCAUUUCAGGAUGUGGCACGAUAACUUGCUGUUCGAGAGAUAUGUCAAUACCAUUGCCUCCAACAUGCCCUCCGCAGUUCGUUCGUCACAGUUCCCCUGUCCUUUGUUGACAACCCCAAUCUGGAGUCUUUCGGUUGCGCGUCGCUUUAUUAGCGGUAAUGAUAUUUUUCGGCGCGCCAAGCCACCUCCUCCAGCUCGCGGCCUCCACAUUCUGUGUCAAGAGACCUUGCCGGAAUUGCGGAAAUAUGAUUAUCGAAUGCCAGAGUUGCUAAGUGUGUUACGGGCGAGAGCCCAGGGCACCUAUGAACAGCUUUACGUUGACGAGCUCGAUGCAAGCUUCCGAGCACUGCAACGAAAGGGCAUUACCAGCAGCAAUGCUCCUGGUUCAGCACCUCUGAAGAAGGAGGUUCUAGUGGCUUAUCUUCAACAGUGGAAGGAGGAAGUUGAUCGUCAAUACAACGCGAUUGUCACAGCACUUCUGGGUCUCGAGGGUGAACAACCGUCGACGGCGAUCGAGGGUUUCGAUCUUUACUGCAGACCUCGUACUUCACCGGUGGUGAUCCUACAGAGACUCAACAAAGACCACGUCAAAAAUACCCCGACCAAGUGGAGAGAGCGCAUUGUGGACUAUGGCGUAGCUAUGACACAACUUCAACGAGCAGAGAGAAUGGUUGCUUCCAUGGAUGAUCCUCCCGCCCUUGGGAACGAACUGCGUAACCCAGGACACGCCAAUUGGAAACCCCUGGAUUAUCCUGAUACGCUCCUUCUCGAGAUUGACAGUGACCUAAUGGUACGCGAGGUCCAAGAAAGUGUUGCCAAGAGCAUGCGAGAUCCUCCCUCAGGCAAAAACACGACCAUGCAGCUGCUCAUGGGCGAAGGGAAGUCCUCGGUCAUUCUUCCCAUCGUCGCAGCGGCCCUCGCAAAUGGCUCGAGGAUCGUGCGGGCGAUUGUUGCCAAGCCGCAAUCCAAGCAGAUGCAGCAGAUGCUCGAGUCUCAGCUCGGAGGACUGGUCAAUCGUCCAAUAUUCCAUCUCCCUUUUUCUCGCUCCAUAAAGGUCGGGCUUGCAGAGGUUGAAGCGCUAGCGACGAUCUGCAUCGACUGUAUGAAAUCAGGAGGCAUCUUGCUUGUUCAGCUUGAGCAUAUCCUGUCGUUCCAGCUGAGGGGCAUUGAGACUGCCAUCAGUGGCAAGAUGGAUAUCAGCCGUCCUCUUCUCCAGCUGAAAGACUUCAUGGACCGCGCAGCACGCGACAUUGUCGAUGAAAGUGACGAGAACUUCAGUGUAAAGUUCGAGCUUGUCUACACUAUGGGCACUCAGCAAUCGAUCGAACACAGUCCAGAUCGAUGGAUCUGUAUACAUCACGUGUUGGGCAUCGUUCGUGGGGCUAUUGCGGAGGUGGAGAAGAGCUAUCCUGACUCAGUCGAUUUAUCUCCAGGACGGCCGGGAUGCUUCCGCAGACUGCGAAUCCUGAGAGAUGACGCAAAGGAUAAGUUGGCCGACCUCGUUUCCCGGCAGCUAAGCCAGGAGGGCUCUCCUGGGCUUCCUAUGGCAACGCAACCGAGAAAGGUCCAGAGCGCCGUCUGGAAAUAUAUUACCAAAUCCAGCCUGUCGCAAGCGGAGAUCGAAGCGGUCGAGAAGUCCAGCCUCUGGUCUCCCUUGACCAAGAAUACACUUCUCCUGUUCCGCGGCCUACUAGCUACACAGAUUCUGGCGUUCGUGUUCUGCCAGAAGCGAUGGAAAGUUGACUAUGGUCUGGACCCCACCAGGAACCCAAUAACUCAACUGGCUGUGCCCUACCGCGCCAAAGAUAGUCCCAGCGCUCGGUCCGAAUUCAGCCAUCCAGAGAUCAUCAUCAUGCUCACGUCGUUGAGCUACUACUAUGGCGGGAUGACGGACGAAGAUCUUCUAACUACGUUCAGUCACCUCCUAAGGUCCGACCAAGCCGACAUGGAGUAUCAGGUCUGGGUAGCGGACAGUGAUCAUCUUCCCCAUGCUUUCAGCCAACUGUCGGGAAUUAACCUGGAUGAUCGUGAACAAUGUACCGAGCAAGUGUUCCCGUGCUUUCGAUACGCGAAAGGUGCCAUUGACUAUUUCCUGGCUCACGUUGUUUUCCCAAAGGAACUGAAGGAAUUUCCGCACAAACUCUCAGCAUCAGGUUGGGACAUCGGCGAGAAGUCUCAGCCGACGACAGGGUUCAGCGGAACCAACGAUGCAAGGGCUUUUCUCCCGCUUACCAUCUCGCAACUGGAUGACAAAGAACAACAACAUACCAACGCCCAAGUUCUCGAAUACCUUCUGCAAGAUGACACCCUGGUGACACUGAUGCCAAAGCAGAAGACGGCUGGUCGGACCGAUGCAGAGGUUCUCCUAGAGAUGGUGACGCAUCUGCAACCACCUACAAGGGUCAUAUUGGACGUAGGUGCUCAGAUCCUCGAGCUCGACAAUUUGGGGGUCGCCAAGAGGUGGCUUGAGAUAACGGAGGUUUCAGAGCACACACAAGCGGCAAUCUUUUGCGACGACAACGAUAGGCUCUGUGUGGUGGACAGACGCGGAAGGGUGGAGAGUUUCCAGACAUCACCAUUCGCUGGCCAGGUUGACGUCUGUCUCGUGUUCCUCGACGAAGCCCACACUAGGGGAACGGACCUGAAGCUACCAGCAGAUUAUCGAGCCGCGGUGACUCUCGGUGCGAGUCUGACAAAGGAUAGAUUGGUUCAGGCGUGCAUGAGAAUGCGUAAGCUGGGUAAGGGGCAGUCUGUCACCUUUUGCAUUCCAGAUGAGAUCCAGCAGAAGAUCAUCUCUCGCCAAGGGAAUUGUGGACGUACAAUUACAGUGUCGGACAUUCUCGAAUGGGCGAUCUCCGAAACCUACGCUGAAGUUCGUCGUGGUAUCUGGCUCUGGGCGAACCAGGGACGAAGACAUCGUGACCACCAGAUCUUAUGGGAAGAAGCUCGGAUUCGAGGCUCAACCGACCUGGACACCAAUCUUGCAAAGAGGUUUCUUGAGGAGGAGGCUCAGACAUUGGAGCAAAGAUACAGGCCCAAGCCGCCCACGAAGCCCAGAACCGGAGAAUCUCCCAGCCUGUCGUCCAUCGAAGGCCCCGAUGCCAUUGUCGAGCGACUCCUUGAGUUUGACGGUCUCGAAGAGGAUUCGGCCACUUUCCGGGAAGAGCAGGAGCGCGAGCUUUCACCUGAGAUCGAGCAGGAAAGUGAGAUUCAAAGGCCACCACCAGAGGAGCCCGCAGAGCACUUUCUUCAUCCAGAUAUGCGGCGAUUUGUUACUCACGGCGUUCUCCCGAAAGACUCAAAAUCCUUCACCUCGGCCUUCCAGGCGCUGUCAAAUACCACCGCUGCGCGACAUUUUGACGCUGGGAGAUUGUCUACGAGUCUUCUGGCGUCAUCGGAUUUUGUCCACACCGUCAAAUCUUCACGCGGUGGCUACAAGUCAGACCUAUUCCAGAGAUCUGUCCAAUGGAUCCUGACCCGAUAUUCCUUGAAUGGCGUCAUCGACACCGCGAUCAUCAUCAGCCCAUUCGAAGCUCAAGAACUUUUCCCCGACAUCAAGAGAUCGAGCUUCAUCUCUUUGCACCUAUACUCUCCGCGACCCAACACGGGAUAUAGGCCACUGGAUGAUCUCAGUCUGUACACAAUUCCGCAUCGUGGUAACUUCUCUCCGACACCGGCGCUGUCCCUGCGCACAGAAUUGAACCUGUUCUCUGGUCAGCUCUACUUGAAAUCCAUGGAGGAAUACCGCAGCAUUCAAAAAUUCCUCCGGCUAUCUCCUGGACCCACUUCGAGUGAUCGAACCAUUUCUCAUGCUCCUGAUUUGAGCACCGAAGCAUUGAUGCAGUUCAUAAAGGUUCUCAUGACGCAGAUAAGACGAAACUGCGAAUCAAUCGACAAGACACACAUGGGACGGAUCCUGGACCAUCGAGUCCUCGGACCUUCAGAUUUUAGCUGA